This is a messenger RNA of Mercenaria mercenaria, 1662 nucleotides long. RefSeq names its product nuclear receptor ROR-beta-like. NCBI's taxonomy places the organism in Eukaryota, Metazoa, Mollusca, Bivalvia, Venerida, Veneridae. Gene Ontology annotation, biological process: regulation of DNA-templated transcription; proteolysis. The record is from RefSeq and is a predicted model, not a curated record. The transcript is spliced from 9 exons. Gene Ontology annotation, molecular function: DNA-binding transcription factor activity; zinc ion binding; serine-type endopeptidase activity. Bases 1 to 1662 code for a protein of 553 amino acids.
AUGACUGUGGUGACAGGGAGACAGUGUGAGAGGAUCUGGGGCCGUCAGAGGAACCACACCUAUCACAUCUGUUUCAAUGACGACAACAGUCAUUUCAAUGACAGCUCCGUUUGCAUGGGUGAUUCUGGUGGACCUUUUGUGUGUGCAAAUGAUGGAGGUCACACUCUAGCGGGUCUGACGUCAUGGGGAAGCAAACUGUGUUUAAUGGAGCGUACCAACCUAACUCGUGCAAAUGAAAGCGAGCAGCCCGGGAAUAAAGGGUCAAGACCGCCCCUUCUUCCCCCUUGUCGUGUUUGCGGAGGAAAAGCUUCAGGGUUCCAUUACGGUGUUAAUACAUGUGAAGCGUGCAAGGGAUUCUUUCGGCGUUCAUUCUCUCGGCCCGAGUAUGUUUGUGCGGGAAACAGCGAUUGUCUUAUACAGUUUUGGAGGAGAAACAACUGUCCCGCUUGCCGAUUACGAAAAUGUCAGGAAGUUGGGAUGUCAAAGCAAGCGAUCAAAACUGGGCGUUAUUCUUAUGAGAAAAAGACACAGUACAUAGAAGAAGUGAAGACUUCAGAAAAUAUUAGAUGUCGAUGCUCAGAUACAAUGACACAACAAGCAGACUCGACAACCUCGAUGCAUGAAAGUCCUAAGACUUUUGAGCCCGCUUGCAGCCGCCAAAAUAAACACAGUGUAUCAGGCUGGAGACAGCUGUCUUGUGGGACCAUGCAUUUAGAUACAGACACAACGAAUGCUGCUGAAAGAAAGUCCGUGCGCUCCUCAUCUAUGUGUAAUCUUCAGGGUACUAUGCUCAAGAAAGAAGAAAUUCAAUUUAGUCAGUAUUCAAGCAAAGACCAUCCUAUACUGCCACACCAGAGUUUAUUCGAGCGGCAUCCAUCCGACGAAGAAAAUGAGAAAAUAAUAAACGACUUGCUUACGUCUCAAGAUCAGUUGCUUGAGGAUCUCGACGCUUUUCUGGACGAAAUCCAUAUGAAGAAACGUCAGAAGGAAUUCCAUUGCCGUGUCCAGGACCAAAUGGUAAAAUCUGUUGUCAAGUGUUCAGACACCCCGAAGAGUGAUUUAGAAAUCAAAAGGGAUGAACAGAUGGACAAGGUAGCCGAACUUAUGGACAGUGAGUUUAGAAACACCAUUUCUUUCAUCAAGGCUAUACCUGGAUGGAAAACGUUAGAUAUGGAAGAUCAAAUAAAUCUCAUUAAAGAAGGAGCAGCAGAGUUGUGGAUCUUGGGUCAUUGUCAUUGUUUAGAUUCUGAACUAGGGGUGUUUACAGGCGAGUACGACAUGACAUUUCAGGACGCCGCUAGCAUGUGGACUGACAUAUACGUGGAGAGCGUCUAUAAGACGAGUCAGAAGUUUAAUAAGCUGAAACUGUCGAAGGAAGAACUGGUUGUUCUUAAGACGAUUGUCCUUACUUUUCCAGACCGCUGCCCUAUGGUGAGACGGGAUUCAGUAGAGAAAGUUCAGUGGCGGAUGAUGGAGUGCUUUCAAUAUCUUUGUAGAAAGAAUGGUAUUUCAUUCAACAAAAGGUUUGCAAAAAUCACAGACGGGUUAUCGGGUGCACGAGAAAUGACAGACAAAUUCAAGGAGAUUGUAAAAACUAUCGUUUGCCAGUGGGUGAUUUUUGAAAAAUUUCCGCUACUUAAAGAAUUUUUCAACAGUUUUUAG